AAAAAAUCAUUAUGGUGUUCCUUUUAGGCACCACACUGCCUGUUUCACACUUCUUGUGUCUCUAUGCUCAUAUUUGCACGUCUCAUGGCUCAGUAUCUCUAUUGCUUUUAAGAAGUGGCUUUUAUGGAUUGAAAGAUUCUCCCUGAAGACACGCCUUUGGGUGUCAGUGGGGCAGGCCGCCUGGGCUUUCAUUCCACUUGCACACCGCGGCACUUCCCCCCUAAGCCGCCUUCUGCUGUAAUCACAGGCAGUGGUGCUAAGGGCCUGGGGCUGCUCCUCAUUCCCUGAGGGCUGCAGGAGUCCAGCAAUUGGGUCAGGAGCACCUGUAGCCUGCAGUCUGGGUAGGGCACGCAGUUCCAGUAGCUGCCUGAGGGGCUGGGUCAAGGGAGCAGCACUGGCAGGCAGGCGAGGUGGAGCACACGUCUCCACAGCCAGCCAAGGACCUGGGAGUGCAGGAGCCCUGCCUGUGUGUUCCAGGAACCCCAGAGAUGAAGGGCCUCCUCACGCUGGCGUGGUUCCUGGCUUGUGGUGUGCCUGCCGUGCCAGGGAGCUUGUUAGACCUGAAGUCCAUGAUCGAGAAGGUGACUGGAAAGAACGCCCUGACCAACUACGGCUUCUACGGCUGCUACUGUGGCUGGGGCGGCCGAGGCACCCCCAUGGAUGGCACUGAUUGGUGCUGCUGGGUGCAUGACAAGUGCUACGGGCGGCUGGAGGAGAGAGCCUGCAACAUCCGGACGCAGUCCUACAAGUACCGCUUUGCCCGGGGCCUGGUCACCUGCGAGCUGGGGUCAUUGUGCCAGAUGCUACUGUGCACCUGCGACCGCAAGUUCGUCUACUGCCUGAAGAGAAACCUCUGGAGCUACAACCCUCACUACCGCUACUACCCCAAUUUCUUUUGCACCUAGCUGAUCUCCACCAGCCCCGGCCAGGCCGCCACCUCCACCCUGCCCACCGCCUGGCUGCCCCCGGGGUUCUCACGGCCGGCUCCCGUGGCUGUGCCCUCAAGCUUUCUUCGUGGAUAUCCUGGGCUUGGAGGAGCCCCAGGGCCACGCUCCACCCAGCAUCCCCACCCCAGGGCCCCUCAGGAGUGACUCUGGUCCCUGGACUUGAACUUGGAACCUCUGGGUCUGGGUGCACUCCACUCCCACCGGCAGCCAUCUCCCACCUACCUGCAGGGUCUGUCCUGGGACGGACCACAGGCUUGGACGGACCACAGGCUUGGCCUGCACCCACCUCGACCCCUUCCCCAGAGGAGUUUUCCAGAAGAAGAAGCAACUGUGGCUGCAGACACCUGCCAGACAGAGGCUGGAUGAAGUUCACUGCCGUGGCUGGCGGAAUCCACACAGGCACUGUCCUGUGCUGCCAGCAUCCCCUGUGCUGCCGGGGCAGGAGCCCAACAUGGCCUGCAGCGACCGAGUCGGAGGUGGUGGCAGAUACCCCCAGGUCCUCCACGUGGCUUCCUCUUGGGCUCACCGCCCUGCCACCAGGGUCCUCUGCAGCCCUGGCCACGUCCUCCAUGCGUGGGUGACCCUGGUGGCCGCAGCUCUCACACAGAGAGGGUGGCACUUGAACCCCAGCUCUGACUUCCCCUGCUGUGUGAGCAGCCUUGGGGCCGUUCCCAAACCUCUCGGGUGAAGUUCGGUUGCUUGACAGCAGAAUUUAUCAUGUUCCUGGUAACACGAGAUCAAACUCCUGAACCCCACCUCAGGCCCACCCGGGGGGUGCAGAGCUUCUGGCAUGGCAUUGAGCAGGAAUUUAAAAAAAAAAUAGGGUUCUGCGACAGGGUUUAUCUUUACCAAGUAAGGACAUUAACAGACGCAGCUCAUCUACCAUUUGUAAAGGGGCAUCCGAUACCAAGGCUGCAGGAAGAAGAAGGAGUCCCAAAUGGUGGAGAGUCCCCCCCGCCAGCAGAGGCCCCCCACCUCCUGCACCCCGCAGACCCCAGACUUUCCCCGUGACACAUGGGCCCUGUAGGGCCGGCAUUGUGGUGUAGCAGGUAAAGCCACCACCUGCUACACUGACAUCCCACAUGGGCACUGGUUCGUGUCCUGGCUGCCCCACUUCUGAUCCAGCUCCCUGCUAAAGAUCUGAGAAAAGCAAUGGAAGAUGGACCAAGUGCUUGGGCCCCUGCCACCCACAGGGGAGACCUGGAUGAAACUCCUGGCUCCUGGCUUCAGCCUUGCUCAGCGCUGGCCGUUGCAGCCUUCUAGGGAGUGAACCAGUGGAUGAAAGACCUCUCUCUCUCUCUCUCUCUGGCUCUAACUUUCCAAUAAAUAAAUCUUUCA
Molecule: messenger RNA, 2285 nt
Organism: Oryctolagus cuniculus (rabbit)
Lineage: Eukaryota; Metazoa; Chordata; Mammalia; Lagomorpha; Leporidae
Source: RefSeq, a predicted model, not a curated record